Molecule: messenger RNA, 1617 nt
Organism: Scomber japonicus (chub mackerel)
Lineage: Eukaryota; Metazoa; Chordata; Actinopteri; Scombriformes; Scombridae
Gene: sntg2
Product: syntrophin, gamma 2
Exons: 17
Coding region: 1-1617 (538 amino acids)
Cellular component (GO): intracellular anatomical structure; dystrophin-associated glycoprotein complex
Molecular function (GO): protein binding; structural molecule activity
Source: RefSeq, a predicted model, not a curated record
AUGAAUGUACCCGGGAAACAGCAACCGGAGCUGAUCGAGCGACCCGCCAGUCUUUUGGUUCCAACUUCGACAAAAUCUGGAAUUGCUUUGCUGUGCAAUGAGGAGACCAAUAAUACCUAUGAUGUCUGCCUGAAACUGACCAAAGAGGUGUUAACCAUACAGAAGCUGGAUGUGGUUUGCAUAGGAGGAAGUGAAUCCCAAGUAAAUCACAGAACUGUUGUACUCCGAAGACAGGCGACUGGCGGUCUGGGCUUAAGCAUCAAAGGAGGUGCAGAGCACAAUGUGCCUGUGGUUAUUUCAAAGAUUUUUAAAGAUCAAGUAGCUGAUCAGACGGGGAAGCUAUUCGUUGGGGAUGCUGUGUUGCAGGUCAAUGGCAUAAAUGUAGAGCAUUGUACUCAUGAGGAAGUUGUUCACCUCUUGCGUACAGCAGGAGAUGAGGUCACCAUCACUGUUCGCUACCUGCGAGAAGUUCCAUCGUUUUUAAAACUGCCUCUAGGUUCCCCUGGGCCGUCCACUGAUCACAGUCGAGUAUCCUCUCCACUCUUUGACAGUGGCUUACACUUAAAUGGAAAUGGAAAUGGAAACAACACAGCUCCAUCACCCCCUUCGCCCUCAGCUAAUGAACCAAAGUAUGAGAAACGCUGGCUGGAUGCUGUCUCCCUGCCCUUGUUGAUGGCCAGAGUCUCCAGAUACAAAGCUGGCACAGAUAAAUUAAGGUCCAACUGUUUUGAAGUCUUUGCCUUGGAUGGAGCCAGCACCAAUAUUCUUCAAUUUUGCACUGCAGCAGAAAGCACAGACUGGCUCCAAGCAAUAUCUACAAAUAUCAAUGACUUGACACUGGAGAAUAUAAAGAUAGUCAAUAAGUACUGCUCUUCGGAUGAUCAGAUUGUUCACAUGGGCUGGGCAAGUGAAAGCACUGAGGGCAACGCUGCUGGUCGAACUUCAGCAUUCAAGUUUCUGGCACUGAGAGGACCAUAUUUUUAUAUCUUCAGAAGUCCCCCGAUCAGUGCCGCUGACUGGGGACAAGCUGAAACAACAUAUAACCUCUAUGAGGUUCUUUUCAAGGUUCACAAGCUGUGGAUGGCCGAGGACUGCUGGCUCCAGGCAAGGCUCUACUUAGGGCUGGAGCAUUCACCUGAGCAGCAGGACAAUGACUCUCUGUGCUUCAGUAUUCUGGUCGGCCACGGCCAGAGCCAUACCUUCAGGGUAGAGCUGGCCACUGACCUGGCUAUCUGGGAGAAGUCCUUCCAAAGAGCUGUUUUCUUGGAAGUGCAGCGAAUACGAUCUAAAAGCUACAUGUGCAGCAGCCAGGGGAAUGUACUGUGCUUCACCAUAGAUUUUGGAUCAGGCUUCACUUGCUCAGAAGGCACCUCAAAGACGGUACUGUGGCGAUACAAGUUCUCUCAACUUAAAGGCUCCUCUGAUGAUGGGAAAACCAGGGUAAAACUUCUUUUCAAGAACGCUGAAAGCAAGCAAAUAGAAAUGAAGGAGCUGGAGUUUGCUAAUCUAACUGCGGUCCUCCACUGUAUACAUUCUUUUAUCGCUGCCAAAGUGGCCUCCAUGGACCCUCUCUUUAUGUGCAGUCAAAGCUUCCCUGGAAAUUACAUGAACAGUUAA